Messenger RNA from Mollisia scopiformis, 459 nucleotides. RefSeq names its product Bet v1-like protein. Lineage: Eukaryota; Fungi; Ascomycota; Leotiomycetes; Helotiales; Mollisiaceae. The transcript has 3 exons. Bases 1 to 459 code for a protein of 152 amino acids. The record is from RefSeq and is a predicted model, not a curated record.
AUGGCAUCCCGCAUUCCUACCUCAACCUCCGUUACGGAGUCCGCCGUUAUCGAGGCCAAGUUUAGCGCUGUUUGGCACCUGAUCAAGUUGGAGAAUUUCGGUCACUUCUGGUCUGCCUUGAAGAACAGCGAGUCUGUCAAGGGUGCUUCUCCUGAUACAGACAUUGUCAAGUGGACUUUCAAGGAUGGAACUGUUUUGGAGGUCAAGCAAGAAGAGCAUUCUGCUAUCGAUCACUACAUCACCUACUCGGUCAUCUCUGCUCAACCCCAGUUGACCUACUCGAGUGUUCUCAGCACUGUCCGCUGCUUCCCCAUCACCUCUGGUAAGCACGAGGGCCACACUUUCAUCCAAUGGACUGGAAGCUUCUCCAGCGAUGCUGAUGCAGGUGUCAUCGAGGAUGCUAAGUACAAGCGCCGUGAGGCUCUCGCCGACCUCGCCAAAGCCGCUGCCAAGUUGUGA